Messenger RNA from Cucumis melo (muskmelon), 693 nucleotides. RefSeq lists its product as uncharacterized. NCBI's taxonomy places the organism in Eukaryota, Viridiplantae, Streptophyta, Magnoliopsida, Cucurbitales, Cucurbitaceae. Bases 1 to 693 code for a protein of 230 amino acids. The record is from RefSeq and is a predicted model, not a curated record. The transcript is spliced from 2 exons.
AUGGACUUAGGAGCUCAUUUGGUUAAUCAAGAUGCUAUGAGGGAGAUGAAAGAAAAUUUGUUUGAUAGAGUUGCACAGAGGAUGUUAGAUGCACUAGCAAGCAAUUCAGAAAAGAAGUUUAACAUUGAAAGACUGAAGGCGUUAAGAGCAACACAUUUUGAAGGGACAACUAACCGAGCUGAUGUGAAGAGGUGGUUGAGUUUGGUAGAAAAAUGUUUAAGGGUGAUGGAGUGCCAUGAAGAGAAAAGAGUUAAGUUGACAAUAUUCUUGUUGCAAGGAAGUGUUGAGGAUUGGUGGAUUCUCCAUGUGGCAAGGGUUGAAGUAGUAGACUUUGUUUCAUGCGAAGAGCAAAGAGUUUAUGAACUUGGUCAAGGCAAUAUGACAAUUGCAGAAUAUGAGAAGAAAUUUACUGAGUUAGCUAAGUGUGCAUCAGUCUUUGUGUUUGAGGAGACAAAUAAGUGUCAGCAUUUUAAAGAUGGUUUAAGGACAGAAAUUCAAUCUCCAAUGACAGCCAAUACGAAUAGGUCAGAUUUUCUAAGAUGGAUAAGGCUGCCAUGCGAGUUGAGAGGUGUUUGGGGGAAGAAGAGAAAGAGUUUGAGAAAAAAAAGGUCAAGUUCUAUGCUUAGCAAAGAAGUGGAAAUGAUAAGUGUUAAAGGAUCAAGGAAGCGAGCUAAAUCAAACUUUAGCGAUUGA